Molecule: messenger RNA, 2988 nt
Organism: Lachancea thermotolerans CBS 6340
Lineage: Eukaryota; Fungi; Ascomycota; Saccharomycetes; Saccharomycetales; Saccharomycetaceae
Gene: RTT10
Product: tRNA (34-2'-O)-methyltransferase regulator RTT10
Exons: 1
Coding region: 1-2988 (995 amino acids)
Biological process (GO): tRNA methylation
Cellular component (GO): cytoplasm
Molecular function (GO): protein binding
Source: RefSeq, a predicted model, not a curated record
AUGAGUCAGUUGCGCCAGCUUUCACAUACUGGGCCCUCAGUGUGUGUCAAAUUCCAUGGAAAGUACGUACUUGCUGGUUACGGGGUCUUUGUUCAUGUCUAUAAUUACGAAAGCGGCGAACUAGUAAGCAUAUCGAGAGUCUUUCAUAGAAACAAAGUGCAUGGGCUAGCAAUCAGGGAGAAGUCUGUUUUGUUAUAUGGAGGAAGAUCAGUUAGCCUUCUAGACAUUGACUACCUGUGGGGAAAUGCUGAUAAUACUCGCUUUGAAAAGUUAUGCCAUGAAUGGGUGGUUAGCGGCGAGCAUAGCAUGGAUGGCUCUUCCGUUUUCCUACUUACAAGCUACAACAAAGUUUUGUGUUGUGACCUAUCUUUCAGGGUAUUGCAAACGAAGGCUGUUUAUGGUGAGAGGUCAAUCCUUUACUCUGGCACAAUUACAGUACUGAAUCAGGACAAAGUUCUCGUGAACGCAGGGACCGUAAUGGACGGUGUUUUAGUUUGGGAUCUAAAAACAGAGAAGACAAUACAUCACUUUACCGAUCACGAAGGGUCUAUUUUCUACGUUGCUGCAAGCAUUAAGGGUCGGUAUGCAGCAAGCUGUUCCGAUGAUAGGUCGAUCAAGCUCUGGGAUUUACAUUCCGGGCACCUCGUUUCCACUGGCUGGGGCCAUACUGCAAGAAUAUGGAACCUCAAGUUUUAUGACAACGACUCAAAAUUGAUAAGCGUGUCAGAAGACUGUACUUGCAGAGUUUGGGAGAUUUCAGAGAGGGGCACUCUAAUCCAGAAAAGCAUACACGAGCUUCACCAGACCAAAAGCAUUUGGGGAGUCGAUGUCAAUGACGAAAAAAUGAUUGCAGUUACAUCUGGUAAUGACGGCCGUAUAAAAAUAACAGACCUCAAUGCGCGAACAAAAUCCGAUAGCGAUUCUAGGAUAUUUUCACUCGAUGAUAUAUCCAAGCAUGGAGUCAAAUUGCGCCCAAACGAAAUAAUAAAAGGUUUUUAUUGGCUCCGGUUUGGGUUGCUUGCCAUGACUUCGGAAGGUCAAGUCCUCAAAUUUGACCAAAAGGCCGAGAUGUGGACAUCUGUAAUGACAGAUAGCAGAUUCACCAGUUAUUCAGCAACUUCUGGUGUUCAAGAGUUUGAUAUGGUGAUUUUUUCCAAUAGCAGAUGCGAAUUGCUAAUCCUUAAAUUUUCUGAAGAUGGUAACGAAAUUCUCGAGAACAAACAGCUACAAAUUAAUGAGUUAACAAAGUCCACAAAUUGCUUGGUAAGGGGUUAUAAUUCGAAGCUGUUUUUGGUGAUGGAAUCUCCCAACCCUAAAGACCCCUUUUUUUGCCUUCGAAUGGAUGCUUCGAAUCUUCAGCACGAGGAGCGUUUAUAUUUCAAAAAACCAAAGAACUUCACCGCCAGUUCAUUUGCGUUUUAUGAAAACUUUGCAAUCUUUGGGUCUAGAUUCAGUACUCUUGCAAUUUUCGACCUUGAGAACUGUGAAAGAGAGGCAACUGUAUUGAGGAAAAUUCUCCCGGGAGAUACGAUAACGUCAAUUGAUUUCGUAGAAAAAAAUUCUGAAAGUGACUGCUUGUUUUCAGUGUCUGAUAGAGACGGCUUCUACUGCUUCAUCUCAAUCAACUUUUUGAAACGGUCUCACAAGGUGUUGCUACAAAAUAGGAUACCAAAAGGUUUUCUGGAGGGUGCUCAUUACAACGCCCAAGGUGACUUUAUCACGUAUGGUUUCAAAUCGAACUUAUUUUACGUCUUCAACGAAACAAAACAAUACGAAGUUUUUAGCGAGUUGUGCGGAGGGGCACAUCGCCAGUGGCGGUAUCUUCCUAAUUUUGGACUUGAUGAGUUUAUUUUCAUUUACAUCAAAGCAUCCUCUAUUAACUUCCGCAAAAUACACAAAGCUGCGUAUCCAGAAAUUUUGCGGAAUGGCUUGCACGGAAGAGAAAUUCGCGAUUUAUGCGUGAGAACAGAACCUCUCCAUCUUGGCAAGACAGUGUUUUGUUCUGCAUCUGAGGACACUACUAUCAAGCUCAACGUCCUCAACGUGAAAGAUGGCGAAACGAAAACCGUAUGGACGUUUAGAAAGCACACAUCUGGUCUUCAGCGGUGCAAGUUUAUCAACAAUAAGUUUAUGAUAAGUUCUGCCGCAAGGGAAGAGCUGUAUUUAUGGGAAUUGACCGAUACAUUUAUGUCAAACCCCUACAUGACUAUCAUAUGUGCUCUACCGUCUUCAUCAGAAAUCCCUGACCUCCGCAUCAUGGAUUUUGCUUGUAAGGCAAUCGAAGGCACUGAAGAUUUCAUCCUGACAACGGUUUAUUCAGACUCAGCCAUUAAGGUUUGGCUUUACAGUAGCGACGAAAAUACAUUCAAGCUGCUAAUUUCGGACAAGUAUCAAACGUGUUGUCUUUUGAAUGUCGCAUUGGUGACUUUGGAUACCGAGCUAAUUUUGGUGGUAUCACCAACAGAUGGUCACCUAGUGUGCUGGAAUCUAACUAAGUACAUUCCAUAUGUUAUCCAGAACAACAAAUUAGUGAAAGUGCUUGAGGGCUUCCAGCCCCAGAUUCACUUGCCUGAUAUUUCAGAGAGAAUUGCAGUCCAUUCUGCUGGAAUCAAAUCUUUUGAAUUCAAAAUAAUCGCUGAAAACCGUUUUUUCGUAUACACUGGUGGUGACGAUAAUGCCGUAGCGAUUUCUGAGUUUGUAUUGGACAAAAGUCACAAGACUAUUCAGGGAUGUGUACGCUCUUUUAUCAGCGCUGGUGCUGCGUCCACUAUCACGUCAGUUAAACUUAUUCGGCGCGACAUGACGCUAUUGACAGCAUCAGUGGACCAGGUGGUGAGGUAUUACGACGUCUCCGCCGGAGAUUUGGUUUUGAAAAACAAAUUUUAUACAACUAAUGCGGAUACAGGCUGUAUCGAUACCUUGUCUUCCGCGACUGGAUCGAUAGCACUUAUUGGAGGCGUUGGAUUUUCUGUUUGGACACUCGAGUAA